This is a messenger RNA of Stylophora pistillata, 2429 nucleotides long. Its product is annotated as myosin-VIIa. Gene Ontology annotation, cellular component: cytoskeleton. The record is from RefSeq and is a predicted model, not a curated record. NCBI's taxonomy places the organism in Eukaryota, Metazoa, Cnidaria, Anthozoa, Scleractinia, Pocilloporidae.
UCAGGCUCACAACUCAAACCCCGAGUGUCAGAAUAACACGCUUAAGUCGCCAGUGUGAAAUUUAAUUUGACAGAACACUAUCCACUUCAACGAUAGGGUAGAAAAGGAAGUAUAUUUGUUUAACCAGGACCAAACAGAAUGGAACUUCACAGACAGAAUGUUCAGGAACCUGAUGAUUUGUCAAGCUUUGAGUUUCUAAGUUUUGCUAAAAGCAAUUUUCGAAAUGGAGAAAUAUGCCAGUUCUCCAGAGUACCGCUGACAUCAUCGCUAUUGCACUGCGACAGCAUCCACGACAUCAAGGCGUCCUGUGCGAUUUCUGUCGCCAUACUGCGAUUCAUGAGGGAUAUGGGAGAACCAAAAUUCGAGGAAGAAGACAUUGUGAUUUCAGAAGUAAAAGAGAUGCCACAGCCAAAUGACAAAGCUUAUGCAUCUGGAACCACAUUCAAGAGGAAAGUUGUCUCUGAAAAGACCCAACAGAUGUCCUUGACAUCACACGACAUUCCACCUUUAAUCAUAAUGAAUCGUUCCACAACAAACGUUGAGAAAAUACAGUUUAUCACCAGCUUUGGAAUACGUAGACAGACUCUAAGGGAUGAAAUCUACUGCCAAAUUUGCCGCCAACUAAUUAACAAUGGUUCUCCAACAAGCUAUAGCCGAGGAUGGAUUCUACUUGCCCUUUGUGUCGGCGUUUUCUCGCCAUCGGAUAAGCUGCUGAAUUACCUCAGAAACUUUCUGAAGCAAGGCCCAGGUAAAUUUGGAGAGUAUUGCUACUCGAUUCUUAGGAGAACUGUUGAAAAAGGUUCUAGAAAACAACCUCCUACUAUCGCUGAAUUGGAGGCCGUCAAAACGCAGUCACCCCUUACUCUGCCAGUAAUAUUCAUGGAUGGAGCAAGGAAGACAUUUGAAGUGGAUUCUGCAACAACUUGCGCUGAACUUUGCCAGCUCAUCAAAAACGAACUAGGACUGAAGGAUGUCUUUGGAUUUUCCGUUUUUAUUGAAGCAUUAAGUCAAGUUGCCAACUGGGGCUGUGGAAAUGAAAGUGUUUUAGAUGCCGUCUCCCUGGCUGAGCAGUAUGCAUGCUCUAAGACUCUAAACGAUUGUGGUGCUUGGCACUUGUUCUUUCGAAAAGAUUUGUUUGCACCCACGGAAAAUAUUACCACUGACAAAGUGGCCACUAAUCUAAUCUACCAUCAGAUUGUCGGGGGGAUCCGUGCUGAGGAGUACAUCUGUGAGCAACAGGAAAUGAUUAAAAUUGUGGCUAAACGAUAUUAUAUAGAGAAUGGCCCCGAAUUACAGGAAAACUUGCUCCGUGAGGUUAUCCAAGCUUCGUUUCCGCAUUUCAUACUUGCUAAUAGUCCAGAGAACGAACUUGUCAGCAAUGUCAAGUCAGCCUUUUAUGCGAGUUCUCGGGUUCAAGAAAGAUCUGGCAUAGAGGUUGUAAAACAAGAUAUUGUACGUUAUGCAGCCAGCAACUGGUUCAGAGAUUUCUCAAGAAUUUUCGAUGGAUUUGUGUCAUCGGGGCCAAAGCUUCCGAAGGCCGCCGUGAAAAUCGCCUUCAAUUCGAAGGGAUUUCAAGUUUUGUCAUCCGACAAUCCUGACACUCCUCCCUUACUUAGUCUGGGAUAUUCUCAAAUCAAGAAAGCGUCCAGUGUAAGGAAAGGAAUGUAUCUGGACCCCGUUUUGGUGUUGAACACAAUUCGUUCCCAGACCUUCUCUUUUAGGAGUGUACAAGCUGAUACAAUGCAUAAUCUUAUCAAUCAUUUCUUGCAAUAUUUUAAAACUCCAAAUGCCGCUGGUGUGGACGACUGAUUAUCUGGUUGGAUUGUGUCUCGGUCGACUUCAAGUCAUUCUGUCGAUAGUUACCAGUAUCUGAUCUGCAAUAUACGGUGUUAUACUCCAUUGUUUGUUGCCGGGGAUGUCAUCGGACACAGGAAAAUUAGCAAGAAACUGUAUCAAUAUUUUUGCCUUAAAAUAAAACAAAGAUUCCAUACGACUGGAUAACGAACCAUGGAAUGUAUGUGAAUUAAAUGUAUGGAGAUGUAAAGGCCUUUUUUUACUUUUAAAUGUUAGUCCUUUUAUGAUAGUAAACCAAGCGCCCUGAUUUUAUGGUCUGAUUUUAUGGUCUGAUUUUAUGGUCUGAUUUUAUGGUCCUUUAUCGGAACAAUGUAUCAGGACCUUACUGCCUCGAAGGUUUACAUUUGUCCUUUUCUCCAGCUGGGUUUAUUGGAGAAAUUAUCUACCGCAUCGAGGGCGCUGACGAACGUAGUUGUUACAGCAGGAUUUUCAUAAAGAGCAGGGUUUUAUGUUAAAUCUCCUGAAUCCAGGAACUGUAAAUCAUUAGAAUGGUUUAUGGAACUUGAAAAUAACAGGCUGUCAAUCAAGUGUAAAUACUAUUGCCCAGUUUCAAAUAAAUUUAAUUUUAUCUGGAA